AUGCCUUCCAACAAGGUGAACAAUGCCUCUGGCGAGGCUGUUGACAAUUCUCUCCCCACAAUUGACUCCGAGAUUAUCAAUGUCAUUCUGAAGAAUUGCCUCCAGAGUGCCAAGCCCACAGCCGUCAUGUGGGAGGCAGUUCGAGAAGAGUUGGAAUUCAAGACAGUCGAGGUGGCCAGGGAGCGUUUCCGUCAGUUGUGCAAGAAGCACCAUUGGUUUGAGGGCAGCAUUGGUAACGAUAACAACGACUUUUCCACCCCGGCACCCACUCCCAAGAAGCGUACUCCCGGUGCGCCGCAGAUUCCCAAGGAGACCAGACUCGCUAGCUCCACUACUAGUGGUUGGGAUGCGGAUAUUAAUAGCCCCGCUCCUUCUCCUAAGAAGCGCAAAUGCAAUAAGACUGAGCGAGCCUCCAUGGAGAAGAAGGGCCAGCAGAAGAUGGCCAAGGGCAAUGGCGCGAAGCGUUGUGCCCGACCGGAGGCCGAGGUGUCGGAUAGUGACGAGGCCUAA
This is a messenger RNA of Annulohypoxylon truncatum, 510 nucleotides long. RefSeq lists its product as uncharacterized. The coding region runs from base 1 to 510 and encodes 169 amino acids. The transcript has a single exon. The record is from RefSeq and is a predicted model, not a curated record. Lineage: Eukaryota; Fungi; Ascomycota; Sordariomycetes; Xylariales; Hypoxylaceae.